Messenger RNA from Drosophila biarmipes, 1638 nucleotides. RefSeq lists its product as uncharacterized. Lineage: Eukaryota; Metazoa; Arthropoda; Insecta; Diptera; Drosophilidae. The transcript has a single exon. The record is from RefSeq and is a predicted model, not a curated record. Bases 463 to 1530 code for a protein of 355 amino acids.
CAGCACGGCAGCGACUGCGGAUACGGAACAUGGGAGCGGAAAAGGGACCCGGACUCCGAGCAGGGACACGAGCCAGGAGAGCGGAAAUGAUCCAUCGACCCUCGUGCUGUCGUCCCAAAACGGCUCUGGCCCAAAAAAGGUUUCCUUUGCCGCAGCGCGGGCCCGACCACAAAAACGUUGAAAAUAUUUGUGUUUCCACUUAUUUGCAUUAAUGCCACGAACCGAUUUACUGUCUGUCCAUCUGUGGGAGGCCGGUUUGUGGGUUCAGGCCCUCGCCCAAAAAAACACACAGAACGCAGCCACCGAGUGCCGAACAUGGGGUCAGGCCAAUAAAUAAGUGUGACUUUCGCUGGCAUCGCGUCUCCUUUCAUUUAAACUUCUAUCUACCAUUUGGAUCGUGUUUUUAGAUUUUAUAAAAAAGUAGAGCCACACCCUUUUCGAAAAUCAAAACGUUGGCUAUGCAUGCGGCCCCAUCGAACUGAACCAAAAUUAAGUGUGAACAAACGCAGUAUGGCGAACUCGAGACCGUUGAAGACCAGCAACUGGCCCGGCAUCCUGGACUCCAAGCACGCGCUCAGGAAGUAUUGUGCUCCGCAUCCCAAAAUGACCCCGUUGAGGGCCGCUCUCCAGGACAGGCAGACCACCCUUGCCCCUCCAGGCUUCCUAGGAGCCGAGGCCAUGCAGCGACCUUGGAUGAAUGCAGCCUGGCAGCUGGCCAGAGAUCCCUCCAAUCUCUCGGACGUCCAUUACCCCAAGAAGAUCAAGGGAUUAAGGGACCGGGAACGAAAGAGGUUGGAGCGCAAGGUUUGGGCCAGGCCGGCGAGGAUCGACCUGGCUCAGCGGGCCGCGAGAUUAAGUUCGAGAAACCUGGAGAAGCCUGAGCGGCAGGAGAAGGUUGUGCCACCCCCAAAGGCCGUGAGCCGCGCUACUAACCAGCGGAAGAAGGUGAAGUCGCCGGCGCAGCACUCGCGGAAGCGACCAGCCCAAGCGAUCACCCACCUUCACGCACCGCGGCGCAAGGACAUCCUGAUCGUGGACGCCAAGAGGUCGCCUGGAGUGGAGCGGCAUGCCCACCUGGCUGGCGGAGCGGAGCAGCCCCAGAUGAACUCUGCACCUGGCAGGGAAAUGGACGGACAGCGUCCUCGGCUCAAGAUGAGCGGUAGGUCGAAGAAGUCCUACCAUGUGCCCUUGUGCAGUCGCCCCACCGAGCUCAUGGGCGUGGGCCUUCCCUACUCCCGCCAGGUGUGGAUGCGCCAGCAGAAGCUUUGCCAGCAGCCGGAGUACCACGACCAGUACAUGCGCAUGUUGUGCCAGCAGCAGCGCCACCAGCAGAUGUGCCAGCAGGAGCAGCUGCAGCAGGACUUCGCCCGGCAGCAGUCGGAGAUGGCCCAGCAUCCCUACUCCUCCCUCCUCCAGGACGCCAUGUCCGAGGAGCAGCGGCAGGCUCACGUGUACUCCGUGCCCUCCAAGUCGCCGCUCAAGCGCCUGAGGGACGGGAAGCGGCUGUGCGGCAACUUUUACUACAAUUAGAGCAGCAAAAUGAUCAAUAAACAAGUUCCAGAAGCCAAACUGUAAUAGGGCAUUUUAAGGGGCAUCGAACUUGGAAUUAAUAAAAUGCAGACUACCCUGCCCACGAAA